Tricharina praecox is the source of this 744-nucleotide messenger RNA. RefSeq lists its product as uncharacterized. Gene Ontology annotation, biological process: mRNA splice site recognition. Gene Ontology annotation, molecular function: mRNA binding. The record is from RefSeq and is a predicted model, not a curated record. The transcript is spliced from 3 exons. Lineage: Eukaryota; Fungi; Ascomycota; Pezizomycetes; Pezizales; Pyronemataceae. The annotation marks the transcript as partial. Gene Ontology annotation, cellular component: U2-type prespliceosome; U1 snRNP.
AUGGGCACGCCCAACGCCUCUACAUCAGGCGGCCACUACACCGACCCCAACGUGUGCCGUUCCUUCCUCGUCGGCACCUGCCCCCACGACCUCUUCACAAACACCAAACAGGACCUGGGCACGUGCAAAAAGGUACACCUCGAAUCGCACAAGCAAGAGUACGCAGCAGACAAAGGGCGGGGACGCGACCCCGGCUACGAAGUCGACUAUGCGCGCGAUCUGUCCAAGUACAUCGAUGACUGCAAUCGUCGCAUCGACGCGGCCCAGCGAAGACUCGACAAAACGCCGGAUGAAAUCACUCGGACCAACGCCCUUCUGAAGAUGAUUGGCGAUUUCGAUAGGAGUAUUUCUACGGGGUUGCUCGAGGUGGAGGUGUUGGGCGAGCAGGGACAGGUCGCAAGGGCGCUUGAGGAGUAUCACAAAGUGCGCGCGGCGAAGGCGGAGAAGGAUACGAAGGAGAGGGAGCUAAAGGCGUUGUCGGAUAGUGCCGGACCCAGUGGGCACCAAAAGCUGCAGGUGUGUGAUGUUUGCGGCGCAUAUCUUUCGCGACUGGAUAACGACCGACGACUGGCAGAUCACUUUUAUGGAAAGAUGCAUCUGGGAUACGCACACAUGCGGUCGACGCUCAAGAAGCUGCAAGAGGAGCACGGAUUGCACACCGGUUCUAGGGGCGGUCCUGGCGGUCCACCGCGAGACUACGAUGGUGGCCGGCAGUCGCAUCAUGGUGAUGGCGGUUACGAUCGU